GACAGUUUCACAAAUCUGAAACGACAAAAAGUAAAAAACAUUUCCGACGCAAGAAAGCAAAUCUGGAAUCAGUGUCUUUUACUUUGUCCACCACUACAAAACACAACAACACACAUCACCCACCCACCCAGCAGCACAAACAAAAACCCUAAAAAUUCUCUCUUUUUUUUUAUUAAACAAAACAUCCUUUGUUUCUCAUUCCUCUUUUCCCACUCACUCUCUCUCUACAACACAACACAGUAUCAUCUGUCACCUUCAAUUACGACUUUUCACCACUUUCUCUCUCUUCUUCAUUUUCUGUCUAUUUAUUAAAUUAGGGUUUUUAAUUUAUUCGCUAUGAAUCAAACAAAAGACUCUGAACAAACUGAGCCACUGGCUCACUCUAUGCCCCAAUCUCAAGACCUUCCCAACGGUACUGCUUCUGACAACAUUAACGAUUCUGUUUCUGUUGUUGAAGAUCAAGAGGUUGUUGUUGCUGAGGAGAAUAAAUCACCAAUUGAUCAACCAAUGGAGGAAGAUUCUGUUAAUCCUGCUACUGUUUUCACUAUCAGGCUUAGACAAUCUAAGGCCAAUUUGAUGCAUAAGAUGAGUGUUCCUGAAUUAUGUCGUAAUUUCAGCGCUGUUUCCUGGUGUGGAAAACUAAAUGCCAUAGCUUGUGCCGCUGAAACUUGCGCCAGAAUUCCAAGUUCAACUGCUAAUCCACCAUUUUGGAUCCCUAUACAUAUUGUGAUCCCGGAGAGGCCAACUGAAUGUGCAGUAUUCAAUGUCAUCGCAGAUUCACCUCGUGAUUCAGUCCAGUUUAUAGAAUGGUCCCCCACCUCUUGCCCUCGUGCAUUACUGAUUGCAAAUUUUCAUGGGAGGGUAACUAUUUGGACUCAACCUUCUCAAGGGCCAGCUAAUCUUGUUCGUGAUGCUAGCUGUUGGCGGCGUGAGCAUGAGUGGCGUCAAGAUAUUGCAGUUGCUACAAAGUGGCUAUCAGGAGUGUCUCCGUAUAGGUGGCUAUCAUCCAAAUCAAGCGCUACUCCAGAUUCGAAGCUUACAUUUGAGGAAAAGUUUCUUUCACAGCAAUCUCAAACUUCAGCUAGAUGGCCCAAUUUCCUUUGCGUCUGUUCUGUGUUCUCAUCAGGCUCAGUUCAACUUCACUGGUCCCAAUGGCCUCCUAAUCAGAAAGACUCAACACCGAGGUGGUUUCACACCAGUAAAGGACUUUUAGGUUGUGGGCCCAGUGGCAUUAUGGCCGGUGAUGCUAUCAUAACGGAUAGUGGUGCCAUGCAUGUGGCAGGUGUACCGAUUGUUAACCCAUCCACCAUCGUAGUCUGGGAGGUCACACCUGGGCCUGGGAAUGGUUUCCAAUCAUGUCCGAUGACAAGUACAAAGUCUGGUGUCCCGCCACAUAUCCCACCCAACUGGGAUGGUUUUGCACCUUUAGCUGCAUACUUAUUUUGUUGGCAAGAUCAUCUAUUAUCUCUUGCAAAGCAAGGGAAAAAGCUGACAGAGAAAAACAUUGGUGAUUCUGUACCUCUAUACUGCUCACCAGUUUCAAAUUUUUCGGCAUAUGUGAGUCCUGAAGCCGCAGCUCAAUCUGCAGCAACCACUACAUGGGGUUCUGGUGUAACAGCAGUGGCCUUCGAUCCAACUCGCGCUGGUUCAGUAAUAGCUGUUGUGAUAGUUGAGGGACAGUACAUGUCCCCUUAUGAUCCGGAUGAAGGCCCAACAAUUACCGGAUGGAGAGUGCAACGCUGGGAAUCAUCUUUAGAACAGGUUGUUCUCCAUCCUAUAUUUGGAAACCCUACCUCUAGUAUGGGUGGGCAACCUCCUAUGCAAACUGUCUGGCAGUCCAAGGUGGACCUGAGCAUACUUCCCACAGAUGAUUUUAGGAAUCAUCGAUCGCCCACAAUUGGAAUGGCUACUGAUGUGCAAAAGGUAUCUGAGCUUAUUUCGGAUAAAUCAAAGCGUGUAAAUUUUGAUCCAUUUGAUCUUCCAAGCGAUGUUAGGACCCUUGCACGAAUUGUUUACUCUGCUCAUGGGGGUGAAAUUGCAAUUGCUUUCCUCCGGGGUGGUGUCCAUAUAUUUUCUGGUCCAAAUUUUGAACAAGUAGACAACUAUCAAAUUACGGUUGGAUCUGCAAUUGCUGCUCCUGCUUUUUCUUCAACAAGCUGCUGUUCAGCUUCUGUUUGGCAUGAUACUAUCAAUAAUUAUACAAUAUUGAAAAUAAUUCGGGUUCUUCCUCCUCCCGUUCCUAUUAGUCAAGCAAAGGCCAAUUCAUCAACUUGGGAGCGUGCAAUUGCUGAAAGGUUUUGGUGGAGCCUAUUGGUUGGAGUUGAUUGGUGGGAUGCUGUGGGCUGCACCCAGAGUGCUGCUGAGGAUGGUAUUGUUUCACUUAACAGCGUCAUUGCGGUUUUGGACGCGGAUUUCCAUUCUCUUCCUUCUGUGCAGCACAGGCAACAAUAUGGCCCUAGUCUAGACAGGAUAAAGUGCAGGCUACUGGAAGGGUCUAAUGCGCAGGAGGUCAGGGCUAUGGUUCUUGAUAUGCAAGCCAGGUUGUUGUUGGAUAUGCUCGGGAGAGGGAUUGAGUCUGCAUUAAUAGAUCCUACACAAUUUGUGCCUGAGCUUUGGCAAGCAUCUGGCGAAACACUAUCCAACAUUGAUUCUGAAACCAUGGCUGUCGAGCCUGCAUUGGUUCCUUGCGUUCAGGCUUAUGUUGAUGCAAUUCUUGAUUUAGCUUCACAUUUUAUUACACGUUUGCGACGUUAUGCAAGUUUCUGCCGUACGUUGGCUAGUCAUGCUGUGACUGCAGGCACUGGAAGCAACCGCAACAUGGUUGCCAGUCCUACCCAAAGUUCAGCAACUCCUGCAACAAGUCAGGGAGGUCAAAAUGGUAGCACCAGCUCAAUGGGAACCGUACAAUUGCAAACGUGGGUACAAGGGGCUAUUGCCAAGAUUAGCAACACAACUGAGGGAGGGUCCAACCCGACCCCUAACCCCAUCAGCGGUCCUUCAUCAUUUAUGCCUAUUAGCAUUAAUACAGGAACAUUUCCUGGAACACCUGCAGUUAGACUUAUUGGGGACUGUCAAUUCCUUCACAGACUAUGCCAACUUUUGCUUUUCUGUUUUUUCUUUCGACGUACACAAAUUCCUCGCUAUAUGGGGGCUGCCAAUAGAACUAAUGAUUCAAAUACACAGAAGUCUAAUGCUCCUGCUUCUGGCAAAGUGGAGGAGAUCGCAAAACCGGUUUCAGCUGUGGCCAAGUCAGAAGACGGACUGACGGGGCGAGCUGGUCAGCUUAUAUCUGGGCCAAAAGGAGGUGAAGAAGCACCUUCUGGACGUUCAAGAUUGGGUAGUGGAAAUGCUGGGCAAGGAUAUACGUUUGAAGAGGUGAAGGUGCUUUUUAUGAUGCUUAUGGAACUAUGUCGCCGAACAUCUACCCUGCAACACCCAUUGCCAAUAUCUCAGGUGGGGAGCAGCAACAUUCAGGUUCGGCUGCAUUAUAUUGAUGGAAACUAUACUGUACUGCCUGAGGUUGUGGAGGCAUCCCUUGGUCCGCAUAUGCAGAAUAUGCCCCGUCCUAGAGGUGCAGAUGCUGCUGGUCUUCUACUACGCGAGCUAGAACUCCACCCUCCAUCAGAAGAGUGGAAUAGGCGGAAUAUGUUUGGCGGACCAUGGUCUGAUCCCGAUGAUAUAGAUUGUGCAAAUGAUCAACCUAAAAUUGUUUGCUCUGACCCACUUGAUCUCAGCUCAACGGAGCAUUGUGAUGCCUAUGAUGGAACCCAUCGCUUAUGGCCAAGGAAGCGCAGGAUGUCUGAAAGAGAUGCAGCUUUUGGGCUGAACAGUUCUGUGGGCUUGGGUGCUUAUCUUGGUAUCAUGGGAUCUCGAAGAGAUGUUGUUACCGCAACAUGGAAAACUGGCCUUGAAGGGGUCUGGUACAAGUGCAUAAGAUGUCAGCGGCAGACUUCUGCUUUUACUUCUCCAGCUUCUACCACCUCUCCGAGUCAGAGUAGCAGGGAGUUGUGGUGGAUCAGCCGAUGGGCAUAUGGCUGCCCAAUGUGUGGUGGAACAUGGGUUCGAGUUGUAUAGAUAACUCCAUUAUGGUAUUAUUAUAUUGUGAGUUUUACAUAUUGGAAAUUGGAGGCUUGCAUAUAUUUAUGCUUAACUAUGAAUGAAUACUCAGAUGGAAUGCUGGCAGGAUUUGUACAGAAGAGGUUUAGGUUUGCCUGACAAGUUGGUUGUCUGUACAUAUAAACAUUGUUAUUGAUGGUGGCCACUGUUUUGAGUUCGAGCAUUUUUUUUCGUGCUGAUAACUCUGCGUGGUUUCAAUCAUUUAAAAAUCCAUUUGUUCCAAUCUCAGUUUGUUUUUGGGGCAUUCGUUUUUGUCUUGUAGCCUGCUCCAUGCCAAAUAUCGAUCGAUGACUUUUACUGAUGUUCAGUAAUCCAGAUUGUAAUCUCUGAUGAAGUAGAAUCAAUUUGUACCUGAUUAUUUCGCGCAUGCUGAUGUAGUGGUGCUUUUACCGGUAGGAUUAUUAAGAGGUUACUACUGUUGAAUAGGAUAUUAAAGGGUUCAGUUGUCACUUAACAAUCCCUGAGAAUGAGAAGGCUGUGCAUCGGUUUCCCAAACUCAUCAAUGUACCGAUAAUAUUCACCAUCUCAUCAAUGUACCUGGUCCUAUAGUUAUUUGUUCAACAGAAACCAUGUAAUUAUUAGUUUAGUUUAGAAGUGGUAUGGAUUAUUUAUUUAUUUUUUGACAAUGUAGUAUGGAGUUUUUUGUCAUUUGGUGCAUUGCACAAUACAACGGGAACUGGUACUGCCUGUUUGUUGGACAUGCACUUAUAUUGCAGUUCUAGUCUAGCCUGGCCAAAGGGUUGUUUUCAAUGCUGUCUAAAGAAAUAUUUUUAUGUUUAAAAUUUAGUUCACUCA
Molecule: messenger RNA, 4911 nt
Organism: Medicago truncatula (barrel medic)
Lineage: Eukaryota; Viridiplantae; Streptophyta; Magnoliopsida; Fabales; Fabaceae
Product: mediator of RNA polymerase II transcription subunit 16
Exons: 16
Coding region: 337-4074 (1245 amino acids)
Biological process (GO): regulation of DNA-templated transcription
Cellular component (GO): mediator complex
Source: RefSeq, a predicted model, not a curated record